ACGAGCAGACUCGGCACUCAGCUCAAGACAGCACAGCCACCACUCCACUCCACCAGGCUCUAGCGCCGGAACAAGAACAACGCCGGUUGGCUAGCAGAGGUAGCAGAUCGACGAUGAGGCCUUCGACGGCUCGGGCUCUGGCCACCGCGGCCAUCGUCGCGGCGCUCGCGCUGAGCGCCGACGUCGUCGGCGGCACCCCGGAGACGACGUGCGCGGCGGCGGCGGCCCACGACCGGCGCGUGGACUACGGCUUCUGCGUGUCGAGGCUGAGCCACCACCACGACAGCCCCGACGCGGACACCUGGGGCCUGGCCAAGGUGGCCGCCGACGUGGGCGUGGCCAUCGCCGGGGACGCCGUCUACGACAUCAAGGCGCUGCUGGCUACCAGCAGCAAGCCGCCGGGCGAGGGCGAGGGCGACGCCCAGGAGCGGGCGGUCCUGGAGCAGUGCCAGAGGCUGUACGACGCGGCGGAGUCGGCGUUCGCGGAGGCGUACGACGCGAUCAACCGGCGCGACUACGCGGCGGGCAAGGGCAAGGCCGCCGAGGCGGCGUCCCUGGCGCGCCGGUGCGACGACGCCUUCGCGCGCGCCGCACUGCGCCCGCCGCCGCAGGUCGCGCGCUGGGGCGAGGAGUCCGCCAAGAUCGCUGUCGUCUGCACGGCCAUCACCGACCUCAUCGACUGAGCCGAGCCGAGCGCGCGAUGGGUACCGUACCGUGUACCAGGUGAUGCGCUGGCUGCUCCGUCGUCCGUCGCGAUCCGGCGCCGGCGUGUUGUGUGAACUUGUGAUCCGUUGGUUACACGCCAGACAAAACGCGGACGUGAUGAUGGCAGUUACCCGAACUUGUGUUGCCGUUGAAAAAUGUAAUGUGAUGGAAUGGAAUAAAAGCGUUUUAUUGCUGCGCA
Messenger RNA from Sorghum bicolor (sorghum), 904 nucleotides. Its product is annotated as pectinesterase inhibitor 8. The record is from RefSeq and is a predicted model, not a curated record. NCBI's taxonomy places the organism in Eukaryota, Viridiplantae, Streptophyta, Magnoliopsida, Poales, Poaceae. The transcript has a single exon. Gene Ontology annotation, molecular function: enzyme inhibitor activity. Bases 114 to 683 code for a protein of 189 amino acids.